ACUUCAAAUCAUCGACACAUUUGCGCCAAGUUCAUUUUGCCAACAGUUCGAGUUCACCACAUUACUGUCUAACUGUAGCAUCAUCUGAAGUCACAAUGUGGCGCGGUGAGCUGUUGUUACACCUGGCUGCAGUCUUCAUAACCUUGGCAUCCUGUUCCGCAAUGUUUAUAUUCCCGGAAAAUGUCAUCGAAGCUGACGAACCUAUUGGUUUCGCGAAUUUAAAGAUAACUGACGUAACCGGCUAUGGAGGACGAGACAAACGUGACGUCACUAAUCAACUCCCAGAAUUCAUAGAAUGUGAGAUUGUUAUUGACGGUGAUCCUGUCAAACUUGUAUUACGUCGUAACCGGAACCUUGGUGAGAUCAGAAGAUUGUAUGUCAUGCGUAAUGGACUCGUCACAUCUCAAGCUGCUAUCCCUAUACAAGACGUUGAGUACUACCAAGACGUGAAAAAUGGGGCGGCUUUUGGAGUGACUUGUCAGAAGGCUGUGGCCUCUGCCUCGUGCGACUUUAAACUGGAAGGAGUUUUAACCAAGGGAAACAACUCAUACAUGGUCUACCUGAGUGAUCUUCAGGGUAAAACCCCGGGAGUGGAGUACCCGUACAAGGUUGUAAAGUUAAACCAGACGAUGAACUUCAGUGGUGACUACGCCUUACCUGACGAUAUUGACAAUGGCCCGAGCGCCCCACCCAGAAUUAUACGCUCACGGAGGGCAACUGGGAAAACAACUUAUACUGUUGAGCUGCUGAUGGUAACAGAUUCGUCAGUGUACAGAUUUUGGUAUGGGAAAACCUUGGGUAGCACGGACAAUGAAAGACGGUCCCUUACCCUGGCCAGGCUGAAAGAGUUCUACUCUUUUAUUCUAAAUGCUAUCGACCUUCGUUACAAAAGCAUAGACGAGCCAGAUAUGGCCUGGAAUAUUGUCUCUAGUGGUCUGCUGGUCAUGGAGGAGCCCUCUGAAUCUAACUGGACUGACGGGAUAGCGACAGCUAACCCAAAUGACGCCGACAGACGAACCGUCAACUCGGACCUGGCGUUAGAGUCUUUCACAUCCUGGGUGAAGGAUCGCUCUGACUUACCUGCCUCUGAUCAUGUGAUGCUAUUUACAGCGUACGAUUUGGAACGUGAAGGAUCAACUUCGAUAUCAGGUCUGGCCUAUACCCAUGCCAUAUGCUCUAAGCAAAGAACGUCGGUGUGUGAAUUAACGUUCGAUUUCAAUGGAAUUACGGUUGCUGCGCAUGAAUUAGGCCACAGCCUGGGGGCAGGGCAUGAUGGCGAUGAAAAUGAGUGCAAAGCGAGUGACUACUUCAUCAUGUCACCAACUUCGGGGCCUUUCAGCCCAACAUCUCCGCAGAAUCCAUGGCGUUUUUCUUCCUGUUCCGUGGACUACUUCCGUUCUAUGAUUGCCGAUCUAAACACGCGAAGUGAAAACUGUUUGCUGUUGGAGACAACUUCCGCUGACCCCCCUAGUCCUGAACCACUUCCGGGUCAAAUAUACGACGUGGAUACCCAGUGUAUUUUCCUGCAGGGGAGCGGGUCUUACUUAUGUAGAGGAUUGUACAACGAAUCUACGUAUGCUAACAUUUGCUGGAAAAGAUAUUGCUCUAUAGUUGGUUCUACAUUAUGUAACUCAAGGUCCGCCCCAAGAGGAACCUCCUGUGGGGAUAGAAAGUGGUGCGAGAACGGUGCUUGCGUGUUCAACUCUGACGCACCUUCAGUUCCAGAUAAUUGCCCGCACGGAGACCAACCGGGAGUUCUAACUAGUAUUAACAACACAUGCGCAGAGGCGACACAAGCAAACCCUUCCCUUUGUUAUCAAUCGUCCCACAACAGGCGUUGUUGUCAGUCGUGUAACGCUAUAAGAAUGAGUGUGACAGGUUGUGAGUAUGGAGACAGAGUUACUGGCUGUGAUCCACGAGGGUGUUCUACCUCCGAAAGUUACCGAUCGACUUGUUGUGGAACAUGUCAGGCAAGCACAACGACCCCUCCGACAAAGAAAACGUCCAGUGCUUCUCCACCCGCCACUACAUCCAUCUCCUCUACAACGACACGUAGAGUUGCUACUAUAACCACCGCUCCAACAACCAAAAGCACUGCUGCUACCACAACAACCGCUCCUACAACCAAAAGCACCGUUGCUACAACAACAGCUCCUACAACCAAAAGCACUGUUUCUACAACGGCUACUACAACUAAAUCUCCUUCUACAACAAGUCCUCGAAUUACACCAACAACAACCAAACCCAACAAAGGUAAGUCAGAUGAAAGGUAACUAUAAAGUCCUUUUUCGGAUCAAUGCAAGCAGCGGUGUGGUGUUUUUGUAUGAUCGCGCAAUCUUUUUCAGUUGGAACUGUCGUCUGUACCAUCUUCUUCGUAGGAAAUAGCUACAGAUUGUAGCACUGGACAGAAUGCUUUUAUUUCUAAAAGAACAAAUGAAAGACAUGUCCACUACAAGGGAAAAUGAAGAUGGCCAUAUAAGAUGGAGGACAGGCCUGGGCGAGAACAAAACUACGACCCUCCUAGGGUAAGUGCAAAUAUCUUGUCUUAUCUCUCAUCAUAUGCAUUCGGAUCGGAGUGAACAGAAUUUCACCACUCAAAGUCAUAUAUAGACUGACGUUAUUGCUCAGAACUUUGUUUUAGAAUCCACAGUUUGUAAACAAAACAACAUUCAUCAAUUGAAUGAUCUGUCUUUUUAUUACAUGAUUGUCUGUCAUUUUAACACACAAUCAGUUUGCUUAAAAAGAUAUCCCGUUUUCCAUUACACUAACAUUUUCCAUUCCUUUCAAAACCAUACUUCAUUCAAAAGACCUGGAUAUUAAGAGUUUUCCAAAACUAUUGUGUUUAACCAAGUAAAAAGCAUUCGUUACGAUUGUCCAGUGUUGAUUGAUAUCAACACACUUCGCUGAUAUUAUUUUAUCGGAUUCCGAUAGACUCUGACGUCAUAACUUCAUGCGACCAGGUUACCUGACGGCACACCAUGUAGGUUCAUUAACGUCCACUUGACUUAUAACAGAUCAGGACGAAUAAAUGAAAAGAAAUUACAUCAUAUGUUGCUAAAUUUCUUCCUAAUCACUCAAGAUUACAUUGUGUUUCAAAAUUCUAUCAAGUGUACAUAUGAUUAUGUUUUUGAUGAAGGCAGAGGCGAAUUUUACAGGGUUGUCACGGUAUUUAAGGAUGUUUUUAACUGAAAAAUAGACUUAAACGACAGAUGUUUUAUACAUGUGUAUUUUUGGUGACAUUGAUAGAUUUUGUCAUAUUCAUUAAGAUGAAUACCGGUAGACCUUCAGUGAAAUCAGCGGUUCGUCCAGACAACACAUCUGUACAGCCACUUCGAACACCUAAAUCCGACUGGCCCACUCGUCCAGCGGUUCGUCCAGACAACACCUCUGUACAGCCACUUCGAACACCUAAAUCCGAC
This is a messenger RNA of Liolophura sinensis, 3419 nucleotides long. RefSeq names its product A disintegrin and metalloproteinase with thrombospondin motifs 5-like. Gene Ontology annotation, molecular function: metalloendopeptidase activity. The coding region runs from base 96 to 2273 and encodes 725 amino acids. The transcript has 16 exons. The record is from RefSeq and is a predicted model, not a curated record. Gene Ontology annotation, biological process: membrane protein ectodomain proteolysis. Lineage: Eukaryota; Metazoa; Mollusca; Polyplacophora; Chitonida; Chitonidae.